AGAAGACACAAAGAAUCGAUGGGCUGCAUAAAUAAUGGGAUGUUUUGUGGAAUAGGGGCGGCGGACUAGGCAGGUAUGAAAUCGGAAUAAUAGGGACACGGUAUUGGAAUCUCGGAAGAUGCCGAACAAUAUCGUUGUUGCGUGCGGAUCUCUUACAACUCCGUGUACAUGUAGCCCUCUUUGUUCUAGCCGACAUCCGGAUAUGUUCUUGACAUCAUGAACCUCCUAUUUCGUUUGUUGAUACUUCGGUUUCUAUGAAUGAGUACGGCCGUACGAAUAUCAAUUGCCGCGCAUCGGAUAGGCACUUCCUGUUUGAUCGAGUCGUAUUUGUAAAGUUCUUCAUCACCAGGCCGCCCACUUUUUGCAAUACGCUUGAGAAAUCACAUCCUUCCCCGUCUUAUACUAUUGUUUCCAUGAUGAUAGUAUUGAAAAUAGAUACUAUAUUUUUCCUACUUAUACCAAGCCGCUUAUCCCAUAUGUAAUCGAUUAUAACAAAGCAAUGUCUAGCCCUAGCCAAGGCGCGAUUCCUCAAAGAGGUAUCAAUGAAAUAAUCGUGACUACGACUUUCCUGGUGCUCGCCAUCCUUGCCGUCAUCGCCCGGUUCUAUUCUCGUUAUCUGCAACAGAGGCCAUAUUCAGUCGAUGAUUAUAUUAUCAUCGCGAGUCUGAUAUCUACAGCCGCUGCAGUUGGUGUGGGUUACGCACUUGUACUCAAGGGCGGUGCUGGGCUUCAUAGGGAGGAUGUCACGAGUGAGCAGUUUUCAAUCACCCUCAAGCUCUUCGUGGCUGCUCCACUUCUCUGGGUAAUCUCAACCUCUCUGGUGAAACUCUCUGUCCUUUGCUUCUACAUGAGCAUUUUCACCUUCCCAAGAAUACGCAAGGCAGUCUAUGUAGUCAUCAGUCUUACCAUUGCCCUGAUUUUCGCCGUAAUCCUUGAGUCAUUCCUCCUUUGCCGACCUUUCAAGUUCACGUGGGACAAGGAGAUCCAGGGAGGUGUCUGUGGUAACGCCGUAUAUGCCUACCUGGCUAUAUCUAUCAUAAACCUCGUCAUAGAUUUUGCCGUGGUCCUCUUGCCAAUGCCGAUUCUCUGGAAACUACAGAUGCCGGUGGGGAAGAAGGUGGCCAUCAGCGCUAUGUUGGGGCUUGGUAUUGUUAUCUGCGCCCUAUCCGCAGCGCGCGUCAAGAGUGUCCUCGCACUAGACACGGCGGACUUUACCUACAACCUCGUAUACGAUCUAAUCCUUGGCGCGCUGGAACUCGAAUUGGGCAUUGUCAAUGCCUGCUUACCCAUCCUACGCCCCUUGAUCCUCAAGAUCUUCGCGACUGAUUCGGUAAUUUUCAGGGGAUGGAGUAAUAAGGCGGAGCCUGCUGGCGGCCCGAAGACAUACAAGAACAUCAGGAUCAGCAAGAAUAGAAACUUUGAAUGCUUGUCGAGCAGCAUGUACCCAUUAGAUGAGAUAGCACCUGGGGUAUCGUCAAACGAGACAACGGCUCAGGUUCAGGACCACACUUGCUGCAUCCAUUACACCCAAGAGGGCAAAGAACCAGGUCCGGGUGAAAUCAGGGUACAGAAAGAUGUUUAUUUGUAUCGGUUCUCUGCGUUCUGCUAGAUGGGUAUAAUCAGGUAAAUAGGGGUUGCAUAAUGGCAAAUGAAGAUUGGUGGACAAGCACACGUUUAAAUGGGGGAGCUACAUCGGUAUUGGCAAUUUAUAUGAGCUAAAGGGGGCUAACUUAUCUAGGUAAAUAUACACUACACCUAUGGC
Messenger RNA from Hypoxylon fragiforme, 1762 nucleotides. RefSeq lists its product as uncharacterized. The transcript is spliced from 5 exons. Bases 500 to 1609 code for a protein of 369 amino acids. NCBI's taxonomy places the organism in Eukaryota, Fungi, Ascomycota, Sordariomycetes, Xylariales, Hypoxylaceae. The record is from RefSeq and is a predicted model, not a curated record.